AUGGGUAUCCAGAGGAAAUCCCAAAGGAGUUUGAUAGAAUUAAUAGAAUCCCGCCCCGAAAAAGGUGCACCGGAGAAGUCCACACAGCCAAAACUUCCUCCUCCUCCUCCCAAAUCUCCUCUUCCUCCUCCUCAGCCGUUUCUGCCAUCUAGACCCGAUCCUGCUGAUCCGAAAAGGAAGAGAGAGCAAAAGGGAAAAGAUGUAGUGGAUGCUGGGAGGUCUCGUCUUGCUCAUGAAGACAAGACCCAGAGAGUCGCAAAGCAGCAAAAGACUAGCCAAACAUUACAGAGAGGUAUGGAGAGGGGAGAUAAUCAGCCUCCAAAGCCUCAGGCUUGGCUUCCAACACCCAUUCUCAAUGGCGAACCCCUGAGGGAUGAUACAUCACUCAGGGAUUUCAAUGGGGGUAUUGGAUGUCAUGUUGCCUCAGCUUUGGAGGGGGCUUUGUUACUCCCAAAUGAUAUGGCCGAGCUGCGGAAUAUCAGAAAAAAUGAGGUUUUCCUCAACCUCAAAAGAUACUUGGGCAUGGUCGAGGAUCAGAGGCAGGGCCUGCGUAAGGCCAAUGAUCAGCUGGCUUCUUCCAAUGAGCAAAUAGCAGCCCUUAGAAAGAAACUAAAAGAAUCCCAAAAGCUCAAAGAUCAAGCUGAUAAGUUAAAAGCUGAGGCCGAGAAGGCAAAAGUGGAGGCCGAGAGGGCUAGGGACGAGGCUGAACAUCAUGGUUACGACGUCGACGUAGUUGAGACCGAGGACACCCUCCAUGUAAAGGUCCCAGCCGUAUGUCGAACCUACUGUGCUCAGACUUGGGAGGAAGCUCUCAACCGAGUCGAGGUUGAGGCUUCUUCUAAGCUGAGAAGGCCAGAAAAUAUCUACUUCCCACCAGCCAUACGAGCCUCGGACCUUCCUUCCACUCAAGGUGAGGUGGCCUCUACUGUUGCUAACCCGAUCGAGGAAGCACAGCCUCAGGAUCCUCUCCCUCCCAAUUAG
This is a messenger RNA of Quercus robur (English oak), 981 nucleotides long. RefSeq lists its product as uncharacterized. The record is from RefSeq and is a predicted model, not a curated record. The coding region runs from base 1 to 981 and encodes 326 amino acids. The transcript has 2 exons. NCBI's taxonomy places the organism in Eukaryota, Viridiplantae, Streptophyta, Magnoliopsida, Fagales, Fagaceae.